Molecule: messenger RNA, 2464 nt
Organism: Sceloporus undulatus (fence lizard)
Lineage: Eukaryota; Metazoa; Chordata; Lepidosauria; Squamata; Phrynosomatidae
Gene: DUSP8
Product: dual specificity phosphatase 8
Exons: 7
Coding region: 477-2420 (647 amino acids)
Biological process (GO): protein dephosphorylation; negative regulation of MAPK cascade
Cellular component (GO): cytoplasm
Molecular function (GO): protein tyrosine/threonine phosphatase activity; MAP kinase tyrosine/serine/threonine phosphatase activity
Source: RefSeq, a predicted model, not a curated record
CUCUUGCUGCCUUCCUGAAUCCCGGUUCAGGCUGAUCUGGAUUAAACCUUCCACACACACACACACACAGACACACCAGAUCCCCCCCCCCAGGCUCCCUGCUUGUGGGGCUGGCAGGAUGAGCGCCUUGCAAGGGAGCUGCUGGUGCUGCUGGCGCUGCUGGCAGGGGCUUACAUCCCCAAUGCCUGCCCCACCAGCUUUUCCCCUUUGAGGGGAGAGGAGCCUGAGCAUUUUCCAUGCAGAAGGUGGACCCCAGCUGCAGCGUUCAUUCCCGGCUGCAGAGAGAAGGAGGGCCAGGAGGGUUUGGCACAAUGACUUCCCAUAAAGGGCCUUAGCAGCGUGGCAAAAUUUGGCUGUUUUCAAGCUGCCUCCCCCCCUUCCCCCAUUCCCUUCACCUCUGGGAGAUCUCACCUGGUUUCCCCUACCCCUGGCAUUCCCUCCCUUCUCCCACAGGCUGCGGAAGGGACGAGUCUACCAUGGCUGGGGACAGACUUCCAUGCAAAGUGAUGGAUCCCAAGAAGCUUGCUGGCCUCUUGAGGAGUGGGGCCGAAGGCAUGUUGGUCAUUGACAGUCGCUCCUUUGUGGAGUACAACUCCUGGCAUGUCAUCAGCUCUGUCAACAUCUGCUGCUCCAAGUUGGUCAAGAGGAGGCUUCAACAAGACAAAGUAUCCAUCACAGAGCUCAUCCAGCCAGCCUCCAAUAUAAAGGUGGAGGCAGAAAAGCACCAAGAUGUGGUAGUCUAUGACCAGAGCACUCGGGAUGCAAAUGGACUGGCCUUAGACAGUUUUCUCUCCAUUCUUCUUGGCAAGCUGGACAGCUGUUUCCACAACGUCUCCAUCCUUACAGGGGGUUUUGCCACCUUCUCAUCUUGCUUCCCAGGACUCUGUGAAGGGAAACCCACUGCGAUCUUGCCAAUGAGUAUCUCCCAGCCAUGCCUGCCAGUGGCCAAUGUUGGCCCAACACGCAUUUUGCCUCAUCUCUAUCUAGGCUCCCAGAAAGAUGUCUUAAAUAAGGACCUGAUGACUCAGAAUGGGAUAAGCUAUGUCCUCAACGCCAGCAAUUCUUGUCCCAAGCCAGAUUUCAUCUGUGACAGUCACUUCAUGCGCAUUCCUGUCAAUGACAAUUACUGUGAGAAACUCCUUCCCUGGUUGGACAAGUCCAUUGAGUUCAUUGACAAGGCCAAGGUUUCUAGCUGCCAGGUGAUAGUGCACUGCUUGGCAGGAAUCUCCCGAUCAGCCACCAUUGCCAUUGCAUACAUCAUGAAGACAAUGGGCAUGUCUUCAGAUGAUGCCUACAGGUUUGUCAAAGACCGGCGCCCUUCCAUAUCACCAAACUUCAAUUUCUUGGGUCAGCUCCUGGAGUAUGAGAGAAGUCUGAAGCUGCUCAAGGUUUUGAAGGCCCAAGGGGAGAAGGGUGAGGGAGAAUCCUACCAAGACCACUCUGAAGCACCUGAAGGCAACAGGCAGCAGACUCUGUCUACCUCAGAAAAGGCAGAGGAGCUAUUAAAAAGCACAACCUUGGAAAUCUCCUCAAUUGACUCUGAGAGGCCAUCAGGAAUUCCCAAGGUUGUCUCACCUACAGCACUACAGCAAGGACUGAAUGGGUUGCACUUAUCUUCAGAGCGCAUUCAAGAUACCAACCGGCUGAAGCGUUCCUUCUCCCUGGACAUCAAGUCAUCCUACUCCCCUAUCCAGAGGCAGGAUGCUGUGGGUCCUACAGAAGCAGGAGAAACCCCCAAGCUCUGUAAGCUGGACAGCCCUUCAGGUCCCAAUGGCACAUGCCAGUUCUCUCCUCUUCCAGAUAGCCCUGACUGGCCCAGUGGGCCCGACUUCCUUCUAGAGGCCAAAGUACGGCAGAGACGAAAGCACAGGCACCAGGCGGGCUCCCCUGCCCAUGGGCUGAGCCUUAAUUUCAGUGGGGUGUGUGCCAUGCAUAAAAGCACCAGUGUGGAGGACAGUCUCAAGCAAACGCUUCGGCUGAGCCUUCCCAAUGUUGGGCAGCAGCUGGCACAGCCGGCUAGUACUCCAACUUCUGCUGGCACUUGGGGUGUGCACUUGGAAUCCCCUAGCACUCCUUCAUCAGAGAACCCCUGGUAUUUCAGCACAGACCCAGCAGCAGCAGGUUGCAAAGGCAGUGGGAGCGGGACUCUGUUUGCCAAUGCCACCACCUACACGUCAUUCAGCUGCAGCACAAUCCAGGCUAGCUGCGAGAUCAGACUAAGGGAGAAGCAGCGCGGAGAGCAGCGGGAGGUGCGGCACAGCUGGCAUGAGGACACUGCUACUGAGAAGCAGUUCAAGCGAAGGAGCUGCCAGAUGGAAUUCGAGGAGACCUUGUGCGAGAGCAGGUCUCGGGAAGACCUGGGCAAAAUCAGCAAACAGUCUAGCUUUUCAGGCAGCAUGGAAAUCAUAGAGGUGUCCUGACAUUCACCUUGUGAGAUCUGAGAGCAAGCGUGGGUGUAUCAGCU